This is a messenger RNA of Talaromyces rugulosus, 669 nucleotides long. RefSeq lists its product as uncharacterized. Lineage: Eukaryota; Fungi; Ascomycota; Eurotiomycetes; Eurotiales; Trichocomaceae. The transcript has a single exon. Bases 1 to 669 code for a protein of 222 amino acids. The record is from RefSeq and is a predicted model, not a curated record.
AUGGGCUGGUGGUGGAGUUCCUCGUCUUCGUCUGACCAGACGAGUACAGCGUCUUCUUCUCUGUCGCAUUCACAAUCCACGUCGUCGCAAGAUCCAGCUACUACUGCUAUUUUUCCUCCUCCUUCAAAACCGACAACGACACAAACACCAACAACAAAACCAACCCACGACGACGCCGAACUCCGUGAAUUUCUCGCCGCAAUCGAGUGGACAAGCGACUCCUCCAACCCCUCCAACGCCAAAACAUCCUCAUCCUCAUCAUCCUCACCCUCAGACCCCGACUCAGAUCCAUCCUCAAUAUCCUUCGAAUCCCUCUACCCGACCUCCCUCUCCUGCCGCUCUGCCUUUGACUAUGCGUUUUUCUGUCAAUCCUUUGGCGGCCAAUGGGUCAACGUCUACCGCUACGGCAACUUGAGAUCGUGCAGCGAACACUGGGAGAAUUUCUGGCUGUGUAUGAAAUCGCGCAGCUACUCGGACGAAUCGCGGCGGGAAACGAUUCGUGAUCAUUACAGGAAGAAAGCGGUCAAAUACAAGACGGGUCCGAGUAGUGAGGAUGUGUGGGAAGUAAGGACGGAGCCUCUACAGAAUCCGUUUGGGAAAGAUAUGGCGAGUUAUACGGAGCAGCAGAAGCCCGAAAAAAUAGAUGGGGAGCCGUUGGGGCAGCCUUGA